Lagopus muta (rock ptarmigan) is the source of this 7039-nucleotide messenger RNA. RefSeq names its product calcium voltage-gated channel auxiliary subunit gamma 5 (gene CACNG5). NCBI's taxonomy places the organism in Eukaryota, Metazoa, Chordata, Aves, Galliformes, Phasianidae. Gene Ontology annotation, molecular function: voltage-gated calcium channel activity; channel regulator activity. The transcript has 6 exons. Gene Ontology annotation, biological process: postsynaptic neurotransmitter receptor diffusion trapping; positive regulation of synaptic transmission, glutamatergic; calcium ion transport. Bases 161 to 1000 code for a protein of 279 amino acids. The record is from RefSeq and is a predicted model, not a curated record. Gene Ontology annotation, cellular component: postsynaptic density membrane; AMPA glutamate receptor complex.
GCGGUGGGUUGGCCCCGCCGGCGCCAUGUGAUGCCCGCUCCUCCCGGGUUCUCCCGGCGCAGCGCGGAGGAAACAUCCCGGGGCCGGAGAGCAGCGCUGCGGGGUCGAAGCAACACGGUGGAAACCGGCGGCUGCAGCCCCUCUGCCCACACAUCCCCCCAUGCUUUUGGGGAUGAGCGCCUGCAGCAGGAAGGCGCUGACCCUGCUCAGCAGCGUGUUCGCCGUCUGUGGCCUCGGCCUGCUGGGCAUCUCCGUCAGCACCGACUACUGGCUCUACCUGGAGGAAGGCAUCGUCCAGCCCCAGAACCAGUCAGCUGAAAUCAAGCUGUCACUGCAUGCAGGGCUCUGGAGGGUCUGCUUCCUGGCAGGUGAGGAACGUGGCCGGUGCUUCACUAUAGAAUACGUCAUGCCCAUGAACAUCCAGCUGACAUCUGAAUCCACAGUCAACGUCCUGAAGAUGAUCCGCUCUGCCACCCCCUUCCCUCUGGUCAGCCUCUUCUUCAUGUUCAUCGGCUUCAUCCUGAGCAACAUUGGUCACGUGCGGCCACACAGGACCAUCCUUGCCUUCGUGUCGGGGAUAUUCUUCAUCCUGUCAGGUCUGUCCCUGGUGGUGGGGCUGGUCCUCUACAUAUCCAGCAUUAAUGAUGAGAUGCUCAAUAGGACCAAGGACUCGGAGACAUUCUUCAAUUACAAAUACGGCUGGUCAUUCGCAUUCUCUGCCAUCUCAUUCCUUCUCACAGAGAGCGCUGGGGUGAUGUCUGUGUACCUGUUCAUGAAGCGAUACACCGCCGAGGACAUUUACCGACCUCACCCCGGCUUCUACCGACCCCGUCUGAGCAACUGCUCUGACUACUCAGGGCAAUUCCUGCACCCAGAUGCAUGGGCACGGGGCCGUAGCCCAUCAGACAUCUCCAGUGAGGCAUCUCUGCAGAUGAACAGCAGCUACCCGGCUCUGCUCAAGUGCCCCGACUACGACCAAAUGUCCUCAUCUCCAUGCUGAGUGUCACCACCACCCACCUCGCGGUCCCAGCAGCUGGUGGUCACCAUCCUCACUCUGCUCAUCGUUUUUAGGCCUCUGUUUCAGGGCAAUUGUCUGUUUAUAGGAGCAAAAAUAUAACCACAGAGAUUGGUUAUAUAACCAAUAAUGUAACUUAGGGAAUUGGAAUCAUUUUUCUUUCUUUGUUGUUGGUUUUGGUUUGGUUUUUUUUUUUUAAUUAUUUAUAUUUCUCUACAUAACUGAAAUCUGUCCACAGACCUCUUCCUUCAGGUCUUCGUGCUGAGCUAACAGCAGUUCUGCCUGAGGAAGAAAGCCAAGGCUUGACUCAAGAGCAGAAAAAGAAAAUAGAGUAGAAGUAGUGGAAAACAAUUAUUCUUUCUUCAAGGUUUAGGUAGGCUGUAGAAAUUUGUGCAUUUGGCUGUCAUUAAUUGUAAACUCACUGGCCUGAGAAAGCGUAAAGGAUUUGUGUAACUUUCCAAGAAGUAGUCCUUAUUAGAAAAAUAAGAAAUUUGUCUUGAAUGGAUAUUUGCUGGUCAAUUCCUCUCAUUGCUGGAUACCAAUUCUAACAUGGCUGCAAUGGGAAAUGGCCAUCUUUCUCAACUAUACCUCAGUAGGCUCAGAUGCCAGGAGGUUGGCAUUUCUCUGUGGCCAAUGUCACGUCCUCAUCCUGGAGGCACAGCAAGCACAGGUGCUCAGGCAUUGCUUUCCCUUCAUCAUCCCAGUGACAGGGUCUGAAGAGCAGCUGGGAGGAUUUCAGUUCAGCAUCAAGUGGAAGACUACCUAAAACCUUCCUGUGGGAAACACUAGGCACAAAAUUUAGGGAAAUCAUGUCUAUCUGGGCAAGGCCCAACCUAAACUGGAAGUUAUUUCAGUGAAAGUUGUGAAGUGGCAUAGUUGAAAAUAAUGGCACCCCACCACCAUAGGAAAGUAGUUGAUCUUUGUUUUAGUUUGGCAGAAAAAUGGAAUUUUAGCUGCUUUUUAUGUGCACGUAUGAGACUUGUUUUGAGGUUAUAUAUUUUAAGUUGUCAAAUGAUGCACUUUGGUCCUAAGAGAAUGCUGCCGGGUUGAGAGCAUCCAUCAGAUCGAGCAUGCCAUACCAGCUGUGGGCUCACUGCCUUUCCAAAGGAACUUCCUCAAAACUUCAGUUCUGAUUUUUAUUUUGAACCUUUCUGGACAUUUCUGUUCUGCAAAACAAAACCCUCCAAGGAUUCUUGGUAUAUUUAAGCUUGUUUCAUCUUACUAUUAUUAAAACUAAUAGAAUAUAUGUAUAUUUGACCCCUCAUUUGUAGCAUAUUAGAUGUAGCAGAAAUGCUGAGUCAUGGCCUGAAGCAGUGAUGGAGACCUGGUGGGAAGGCAGGGCCAACCCAGGGGAGCUCAGGUGUGUGCAAUGAACCUGAGUGACCAGAAGGGGUGGAGCCAGGAUCCUCCCGUUCCCAGACCUCAUUUAAGGGUUGGCAGUGGAGGCAAGGGGAUCUUGCUGGAGAUCUCUGCCUACUUGAGGCCUCCUGAAGGUAAGCAGCUUCUUCCUUUAUUUCUGUGCUUACAGCUGAUGCGUUUGAGUAAAUUCUCACAUGCUGCGGCCUGGAAUCUUGCUGCUCUGCUGUCAUUGCUGCGUAAUGAAAGUUCCAAUGUUUUAUCAUUACUUAUAAGCUAUUCUAAAAUGAGUUGCAAGUCUUGAGCAGCCACUGCUAUCUGCAUUUAUGCUGCCACUCAUCCUGGGGACCUUGCUGUAAGCAUACCUCAGAAUAAUGUCCUCGAAGCCUGUCUGUACAGGAAAACUUGUCUUAAGUCAGCCCAUGGAUCCCAAAGAAUGUUUUUGAAUGCCUUGUGACUGCUGACCAAGUAGGAAAGACAGUCUCAAUCUAGCUUAACGGAUUUGAUGUUGCUGUUUGGUGGCUUAAAGGCUGUUUGUUGCCUUUGUGUUUUCCUUUGCUUAUGUUUCCUUAUGUUCUCAAUUCUUCUUGUAAAGGAGAACUUCAGGACUGUGUGGAUGCUGAAUUCCACUCCAAGGCAUGUGGGCUGUCCUACACAUCUGCCUUCCUGCACAGGGAUCUGCUCAGUGUGGUUAAUCCUGCCCAGCAUCCUGGGACAUCCCCCCCCCCCAGCAGUGUAACUUUUCUUUGUAGUGAUUAAAUACAGAAUUAUUCACUUUAAAGUGCCUUCCUACACUAACAGAAAGUGUGGAAGAACCUGGGGCUUUCCUGAAGGCUCCAGAGGAUUUAGCGGAGUCUGGGAGCAAAUUAGAAGAGUAAUUAUUUUAAUUCACUGGGGAGAUUGUCAUUGUAUGGCACCAGUUGUGAGCCUGGGAGCUCACACAUUUACCCAGUGAGGAUGAGCCCUUCAUAAGCACAGGACUGUGCACCACAAGCCUUGCUCCCUCAGUAAUGCCACUGACUUUGGUCUCUCUCCUGUUCCAGUUUCUGUGUCAGCCUCAUGUUGUCCUGUGUCUGUUUCUUGGAUGGCAAUCAAUGAAAAGCAGAACUUAAGGAUGAGCUAAUAAUAAAUUAAAGGUUUGACACUUACAGGACUGGAGUCCUUAAAGUCACCGCCUCUGCUGCCAUACUCUGGUAGGAUGAGUAUAAGCAGCCAGGAAUAAUGAGGUUCUGCUGGGGCAUGCUUCACCUCAUCUGCUGCUGGCAUGGGGAGAGCAAGCCUUGCUACCUCGGGUGUAGCCUUUACAUCAACUUCAGCCAGUGUUCCAGGGUUGUGCAGGUGAAUUUCAGCCCAGCUGAGCUGGUUAAAGAGUGGAUGAAGGCACAGUGUGUGCAAGUUGGUGGUUCCAAGUGUGGAGUGCUCUGUUUGUGAGCCCUUGUUCUGCCUUAUAAAUGCUCUUCGUUAUGGUUCUGUGUUCAUUUUCCCAAAUGGGGGGUUGGAUUAUUCAAGGUCGUAAAACAAAUGGAAUACUCCUGUUCCUCCUACUGCUUGCUUGUUAGCAGCUCCGUGCAGGAGCGCAUGGGGUGAGAUUGCUGUGAGCAGGCAGGGCAGACACUGGGGCUGCUUUCCUUCACUAAUGAGAGGUAACUGAGAUUUUUUUCCUUUUUCUUUGCUUUCUUCACUUCUUAAAUAUCUAAUAUAAAAUAAAAGUGGCACUUUUCCCCCCCUCUCUCAGUGCCUCCUGCUGCACUUCUCUGUAUCCCUCCCAUGCUGUACAGGCUGAGGUUGUUCUGCCAGCUCCCCUUCUCCAAGGACCACAUGAGUUCUGUAACUAUUCUGUCUGCAGCAGUUGCUCCCCCACACUCAGUGUUGCUGUGACCCAGCAGGUGCCCCCCAUGCCCUGCCGUGCUCAUGGUGCUUUGCUGUCCUCUCUCUCCUCCAUGCACCGCAGGGUUUCUAUCUGUUGCUAUUGUAUGGAUACCAAAUUGCAUCCUGUUCCCAUGGAUACAGCCUAUAGGAAGGGAAGAGCUGCUGCUUCACUUUAUCUCUGUGUAAGGUUUUAUAUAGUUGAGAUUUUUUUGGGGCCGUGGGGACCUCAGUGGCAGCAGUUACAACAGGCAGGCAAUGGCUGCAGCUCCCACUCUGUGCAUCUGUAAUUGCAAAUCAGGAUGCAGCAGUUUUGAAGGAAAGAAGAGGUGACUCUGGAUAACAGAGUGCUGCCCAUCACCUGUCCUUCCCUGGGGCUGCAGGUGGAAAACAGCCCCAUGGGUCACACUGAUUUGGAUGUAUUAGAAUUAUUCUUGUUUGCAGUAAUAUUUUGCAGUGAUCAGCCUCGCUCAGCUGUGCUGCCAGACUCGGUCCUGAUGUCCAUGUCUGAGGAAUACACUGGCUCUGCAGGAAUGCUCUCCAGCCCUGAGCACUCUGUGCCACAGGCUCUGUCUGGCAUUUUUAUUCAAACCUUCAUAGAGAUCCUUAAACCUCACCCUUCUCUCCAUUCCCAGUCAGAGGAGAACUAUUCAUGCUCAAAUUGUGAUUAAUAUGCCUUCAAAACAUGCAGUGCCAGCAACCAAGGUUAUUCCCCAGCAAGCCAUCGCUUUUGACAUCAGCUCCUGAUAAAUCUUCUGGCUGUGAUGAGCUGCAGCUGCUUUUAAUCUUUAAUGCUAGAGCAGAGUGAAUCCAUUUCUCUGCAAGGAGAACCACGUGUGAGGGUGCAGAGGAGCUGAGGGACUCGGAUCCCUUCAGCCUUGCAGCUGCUGUGGUUCAGAGCAGCAGAGCAGCGUUGUUCCAGCCAGGCCUGCCUGUCUUCUGUUCUAAUUUCUCCUUAUGGAAUGAGGUCAGUAUUGCCCUAACUCUAUCAGGCACCUGUAAGUCUGCAUGUAGAUGGAUCCUAGACACCCAGCAUUCUGUUGCUAACCAGCAAAGUGUGUGGGCACCUGCUGGCAUCCCCUGGCCUCCUACACACACACAUCCCAGCCAAAAUCAGGCAUGAGCACAGUGCUUUCUAGUUGAUGAGCUGCUGUUAGAGGAACUGGGAGGCAUACAGGGGUGAGGAGAUAGAAACACCCAUACCUUUCUUAUUUAGCUGCAGUGAUAACAUUGUUAAUGGGGUGUGCACUCAUGGAAAUGCAGCCUCAAGGUCUUCACAUCUGCCUGGCACUGUGAUGUAUGCCAUUUCCCCACUGCAGCUUCAUGGGGAAAUCUGUGGAGAAAGUAGAAAGAUGUUAUUUAAUUAACAAGAGAUAAUUAUAAUAAAUGCCAGGAUGUCGCUUGGCUGAACUGGAGGUGAGCUGGGAGGUUUUAUCUCAGUGGGGAAAUGGGACAUUUCCAGAGCUGGGGAUGCUGUUGGUGUCACACAGGGAUGCUGACAGGAACAGCUGUGCCUGACAUCUCAGUGUGCUGCCAUGUCAGCACAGGGCAUCAGUGUGCUCCUGCUGCAUGACUGUGGUGAGAGUGAGUGGUGGUGAGAGGCAGAGUGAGCUCUGACUGCUCCCUGUGAUGUGCAGACUGUGUUCAGCCCAUUCAGGAUGCAUCACAGUUGCCUCAGUGAAGGAGAUACGUGGGUUGGUGUGUUGAUGGCUGUAGCCAAAUUGGAGACUGGUUGACAUUCCCCUCCCCAGGAGACACCUGGAGACCUUAACGUAGUAGGGCUUCAGACCUAGACAAGUCCAAACACCAGAGUGAGGGCUUCUGUUUGCCCUUGAAAAGCAAAUGGUAUGCUCUGUUGUCACAGUAUGACAGGAGAGAGCAUCCCCUAUUCCUGCAGUGCUGAAUGAGUUUCAGACUGACCCAUGUUUGCUCAGGACACUGGAUUAUCUGUUAUUUACUGUUAUUAUUAUAACCUGGGUAAACAGAGGAGGUCUCCCUAGCGGUGUGGAAUGUGUACAUAGAGCUCCCGCCCCAUCAAAUCAUUUAUUUCCAUAUCAGCUAUAUGCUGUCAAAACAGCUCUACUGAUCUGACAGUUAAGGGCUCCAUCGCAGCAAUGCAGCAGCCCGCAGUCACCUCAAUGGGAGCAGGAUCAUUUGUAGAAGAAAGCAUCCUGGUGGGUGUGGGUUUCCUAUUGAUCUGCCUGAGAACAGUUGAAAUAAGUGCAGGAAAAAUGUAAACCUACCGUUGUUUUAUCCUCCCAUAAAAAGUAGGUCACGGCCCCAAUUGAAGAUGUAUUUUAUUCAUGUAAAUACAUUUUCACAAUUAAAAAUACAGCAGGAUCUCAGUGCUUCCAGUAGGGAUGAUGCUGGGGCUGCCUCAGGGCAGAGCCUCACUGCCAGUCGGGAACAUCCCACAGCCCCUGUGCCACGGAUGUGGGACACACAGUGCUCUACAAAGCAUCUCCUGGGUUUUCAGGAUGACUCCUCCCAGAGUCCAAGUGCUGUGCAGGGACCCCAGUGGCUGAGAAAAUGAAAUGCAGUGUAAAGCUGUGUAGAAACAGAUCUCCCAGCCUAUCCCAUUUAUCUGAAGGCACACAGAUGAUGCAGACCUCUGUGUUUCCCUGCUCAGGCUGAGAGACCUUCAGAUGGGGCAGAGGGUAAGGCCAGAUGGGCCAUCAGGUCAACCCUGCUUGUUUCCUCCAGCCAAUCCUACGUCUGCUGUGAGCUCCUGCUGCUCUGUAGUUUGCAGCAUUGUGAGAGUUACUCCCCUGAGAAGCCCAUAGGAAAUCCCAGUCACUCUUU